Saprolegnia diclina VS20 is the source of this 670-nucleotide messenger RNA. RefSeq lists its product as hypothetical. NCBI's taxonomy places the organism in Eukaryota, Oomycota, Saprolegniomycetes, Saprolegniales, Saprolegniaceae. Bases 272 to 604 code for a protein of 110 amino acids. The record is from RefSeq and is a predicted model, not a curated record. The transcript is spliced from 2 exons.
GGGACCGCAGUCCCAUCACCUGCCGGAAGCGCCGACGACGUGAGGGAUCGACAUCACUUGGCAAAGGUGCCCAGCAGCACAGCGUCAGCCAGCCACGCACCACAGCAUCUCAUGCGUUUAACUGCACCCUUUCGCGCGUCGUAAGUCACGUGAAACCCCUUUUUGUCGUUCAACUUGCCAUUCGGAUACCGAGUUAAAACGGCGUAUCCGGAAUGAUCCAUCAACACGGGAAAGUGGGCGGCCACUCCGCAACCCGCCACGCCGACGAAGCAUGCAGGCCGCGCUACGAGCCAUGGCGCGCCGCGUCCAGCACAUCCCGGACAAGCAUCAGUUCACGUGCGAGGCGCAGUCGUCGACGAGCCACAUGUCGACGCUGCUCGGCUUCCUCGAGUACAGCAUCGAGGGCGACGUCAUGGACAUUCGCCGGACGUACGUGUUGCCCGACGGGCGCGGCAACGGUGUCGCCAAGGCCCUCUGCGACGAAGCCUUUCGAUUUGCCGCGGCGCGCAACCUCUCGGUGCAGCCGUCGUGCGCCUACAUUGCCACGCGGUACGCCAAGCAGCAGCAGCAGCAGCAGGAGCGGCUACACCACGCGCAGCAGUAGCUCUCGUGCAUGUCCUAGUCGUCGUCUUUUCUCAUUAUCAGUAUACACCGUGUCUUUGUUCUCCUA